UGGGCGCGCCACAGAGAGACCACUCAGUUUGUGUAUAGCAGUCGCGCGUGUAGCUUCUAACUUGCCGCCAUUGACGGGAAACCGGGAUACGAAAAAGAGCUCCACUGUUGGUUGGCAGCUAGUUGGAGUUUGUGAAACUAUUCGAAGUCAGUGAAAAAGAAAUGAAUAAAGUUGCAUUCAGAGGAUGCUUGAAUAUUUUAAGGAAGUGACGAAUUUUCUAUUAGAAAAGUUUGGUAUAAAAACGCAUUUUUUAAAUAUUACCUACUGAAAAAACAACUUUAUAGGAAAUAAAGUGCAAAAUUAAAAAUGGCCAACGAAGUUCCUGCAAGCGGCAGUAUUUUAGGCAAAUGCCUUCCUGCCCGUUAUAUACUAGCCAUACUAGGCUCUUGUGGUAUGGCGAUCAUUUAUGGUCUGAAAGUAAAUCUCAGUGUCGCCAUGGUAGCUAUGUUGAAUCACACAGCCAUCGAGGCAGGACAUAACAUUGGACAUACAAUUCAUAACACGAGUGUCGUUAUUCAAUCGCAAGAAGAAGUUUGCGAGAGCCCAGGCGGUGGGAGUGCAAGCAAGCAAGAGGAUGGCCCUUUUGUGUGGAGUGAAAAAAUACAGGGAAUCUUGCUAAGCUGCUACUUCUGGGGCUACUUGGUUUCGCAAAUACCGAGUGCGCGUGUAGCUGAAAAGUUCUCCGCCAAAUGGGUAAUGUUUGUAUCGGUAGGCAUCAAUGUAAUUGCCACUUUACUUACGCCAGUGUUGACGCAAACACACUACGUCGGUUUAAUUGUAAUGCGCGUCCUGGAAGGCAUAGGUGGUGGCGCUACUUUCCCCGCGAUGCACUGCAUGAUUGCAUCUUGGGCACCACCCAAUGAACGCUCUGUUAUGUCAACAAUUAUAUAUGUGGGAACUUCCUUUGGUACAGCAAUCUCUAUACUAUUAGCUGGAGUUUUGUCGGCAAAAUGGGGCUGGGAAUCGGUCUUUUACUGGAUGGGCGGUCUAAGCUCGAUCUGGAUGAUCUUGUGGCUAUUUCUAAUCCAGGAUAAUCCGAAUAAACAACGUUUCAUAAGUCCGGAAGAACGACAAAUGAUAACGUCACAGCUGGGUACCGAUAACACUGCAGAACAUGAGGAACAUCCGCCAGUGCCAUGGAAGAAAGUGCUGACAUCCAUACCAUUCUGGGCCAUUUUGAUUGCUCACUGUUGCAGUAACUGGGGAUGGUAUAUGUUCUUAAUUGAAAUCCCAUUCUAUAUGAAACAAGUCCUAAAGUUCGAUGUAUCAAGCAAUGCCCAGUUCAGCGCACUGCCCUACUUCCCAAUGUUGGUUUUGAGUAUUUUAUUGGGCAAAACUCUGGACACACUGAAAGCCAAAGGGAAAAUUACCACAACCACCGCACGCAAAACGGCCACUAGCAUCUGUACAAUCAUCCCCGGAAUUUGCCUUUUAGCCCUCUGCAACAUCGGCUGUAAACACACCGCUGCUGUGGUGAUCAUGACAAUCGGCAUCAUUGGCAUGGGUGGCAUGUUUUCUGGUUUCCUCUCUAAUCACAUUGACAUUGCACCAAACUACGCCGGCACACUGGUCGCAAUUACCAACACUGCCGCAACCAUUCCGGGCAUUAUAGUUCCAAUAUUUGUCGGCCUCGUAACAACGAAUAACCAAACUAUUGAGGCCUGGCGUAUAAUUUUCCAUGUAACGAUUGUGCUCUUCUCUAUCGAAUUCUUGGUAUUUGUCAUCUUCGGUUCCGGUGAGGAACAAUCAUGGAAUAAGCUAGAGAAAAAAGAAGGAAAGGAUGAAGCUACGCCAUUGAAGGCUCAACCUAGUAAGGACAAUGUUUAGAGCUGUUUCGGGUACCGAGGAUUUUUUGAGAUUAUAAGUCAAUUCUUAGCUGUUGGUUAACUGUUGUAUACUUUAACCAAAACAUAGGUGUACAUGUACAAACAUACAUAUACACAGCCACGCAAAGACACUCAUACAUUGAAGCAAGAAAUUGUUUACCAUUUGAAAUGCCCAUUAAUUUAGUUAUGUGCUUGAUAUUAAACUAUUUCCAUACUCAGA
Molecule: messenger RNA, 2046 nt
Organism: Rhagoletis pomonella (apple maggot)
Lineage: Eukaryota; Metazoa; Arthropoda; Insecta; Diptera; Tephritidae
Gene: MFS3
Product: sialin
Exons: 5
Coding region: 307-1827 (506 amino acids)
Biological process (GO): transmembrane transport; monoatomic anion transport
Molecular function (GO): transmembrane transporter activity
Source: RefSeq, a predicted model, not a curated record